GCAUGACUAUUAGAUGACAACCAUAAAGGCUGUUUCACGCGAGUGUGCUUCCGUGGACUUAUUGACUUCGAUACCGGCAACUGUUGUCGGAGCUUGGGACGGUACUUCUCCUGCUGACAGAUGACACUACAGCUAUUCGAUCGAGGAAGACAACUUGGGUCAACCCGCGCUCCGGGAUUGAGCGUCAUCUGCCCGCUAGCCUUGGCGCGACUACGUUCGGCUCCAGCGCGGCUUCGGGUACUGGCAGUAGUCGAGGACUCUCAUGGCGCCACGGGCGGCGCCAGCGGCGGCGGAGGCGGCGGUAACGGCAGCGGCCGGCCCGCCCGGCCCGCCAGCAUCCGCUGGGCCCGGCGGCAGCGCAUGCUGGCCAGCGAGCCGCGACCGGGGUCGGGCGAGGAUGACCUAUUGGAGCUCAAUGUGGGCGGGCGGUUGAUGCAAACCACCAGGUCAACGCUGCUGCAGGCGCCCGGCAGCCGCCUGGCCGUCAUGUUCCAGAAGGGCGCAGCGGAUAAGCUGUUGUACGACAACGCGGGGCGCGUGUGGCUGGAUCUGGAUCCCACACUGUUCCAGCUGGUACUGCGGUGCCUGCGGGAGGUCAAGAUGAACGGAGGUCGGUUUCGUGACUGCCUACCUGCCGUACAGCCAGCGGACGAGGCGCCCUUCCGCCGUAUGCUGUCGUACCUGGGUCUGCUGCCGUACACGGGUGCGACCAUCCCGCUGGCGAUCUGCCACGACCCUCUCACGGAGGAGCUGCUGCCCCUGCCGCAGCAGCCGCCGGCACUGAGGCCGCCCAUGCCGCUUCCCUUGGAGGCGCAAGCCGCGGCGCAGGCGGCAUCCAUGCUGUCCUCCCUCUUCUCACCCACUACGCCGUUACCAGCCUAUGAUGAUCACCACAACAAUCAGCAUUUCCGGGACAGCAGUUGGCAACAGGGUUUCUCCAACUUCCCUGCCCCCUCUCACAACCAAUCGCAUUACCCGCAGCAGCACCCCCAACCACACCCACACCCACACCAGCGGCGGCACGGCGGAGAGCGGCCUGUGAGCAUGAACACGCAACAACAUCAACAACAGCACUCGAAACGGCAGCUACGGGGAUCCCCAUCUGGGCAAGAAGCCGCUGCCGCCUCCACCUCCUCCAGCAGCAGCAAUAGCAGAGAUCGUGGCGGUGGAGAUCGUACGGCAACCCGUGGCAGCCUCCGUCGUGACGGCAACCCGGGCGACCGGGAUGUUCGCCGCUAUCCUCCGGAGGCGCAGAUGGAGAGUGCGGACCUGCUUCCAGACACCGCCACAUGCAGCAUCCUCAGCAGCAGCAGUAACAGCAGCAGUGGCAGGAGCCUGAACCGCAACAAUGGUAGCGGCGGCCGGGUUAGAGCUGCUAGCGGCGACGCUGUUGAUGGUCGUCACGACGGAGCAAUGGAUUACACGAUGACUAGCAGCGGCAGCAGCAGUAGCAGCAGUAGUAGCAACAGCAGCAGCAGCGGCGGCGGAGCUAGGAGUGCCGGGCAUCCGUGCAGUGGCAAUGUCCAGCCACCGCACCAUGAGCGGGACCAUGUGCGGACCCAUGGGUCGGGCUCAAAGCAGCAGCAACAACACCAGCACCAGCAGCGGCGGCAUCACCAGCAGCAGCAGCAGACCCAGCGGUCGCAGCAAUCAGCUGAAGCCAGCGCCAGCCAACCACUGGUGCUACAGCCUAGGCCCCCUGCGCCUCAACAGAAGAAACAACAGCAACACCAGCAGCAACACCAGCAGCAACACCAGGAGCCGUGGCCGUCCACAUCCAACCCCAGCAUGCCCGCCUCCUCCUCUUCAUUUACCUCCUCUUCCUCCUCUGACUCCGAAACCCCACGGCCCUCCUACCCUCCGCCUCCACCGUCCGCAGCGCCUCCUCCUCCUCCCGCCAACCGCUGGGCCCACCACAGCGUCUCGCAGCUUUACUAUAUCUCUACCGAGUAUACGGACGCUCGUGGGCUGCGUGUCAGUGUGUAUACGGAAAACGAUGUACGGCAUGGAGGUGGAUUCGGUCCGGCAGGCGGUUCCGGGGCCAGCAGCAGCAGUGGUGCAGGUUCGGAGCAGCCGUUCGACAUGUUUGUUGACACGACGUACAGCGACUCGCAGCUGUCGUUUACGAUUGUGUCGCGGCGAGAUCUGAGUUCGGGUGGGAUGUUCCUGGGCCUUACGUCGCGCACGCAGCUGGAUCGCAAGGGUGCGCAGAUCCCCUGCUACGGCUGGAAGAGCAACGGCUGCACCUACAACGGCCCCAACCGUCCUUCGUACGGCGGUGCUGUCGGCGGGCUGGACUCCCCUGCAGCCCCCGCCGGCAGGAGUGACCCGGCGGGUCGCAGCAGCGGCGGCGGCCCUGCUUACGCGGACGAGCAGGAUCCGUUCUCGGGUCUGCUGGGGCUCUCGGAGGACCUCAUGUCGGAGCCCUCGCCCGCCGGGGGAGCUGGGGAGCUGCAGUCGAUGGGGGACCUGAGGCAGCCGCUGUGGAGGAAAGGUGACUCCGUGGAGCUUAUUCUGCGGCAGGGCCAGCAAUGCAACCAACUGCUGCUCAAGGUCAACGGUCAAGCGGUUGACGUCAUCAACCGCCUGCCCUCCUUCAAGAACUGGAGCUGGUGCAUGGGGCUGUGGGCUGGCGGCGACAUCAGCUGCGCGGUGUUCCAGCGAGACCAGUACGCGGUGUACUGGGGUGACUACGUUGUGAAGCGCUACUUGUGAGGGGAGGCGGACUGGUAGGCAGGGGCGAGGUGCGGCGCCGACAUGAACUGCGCUUGGGGCUUCAGCAGAAGCGUCUUUGGUUAUUUUGUUACGAGUCGUUCGUCGGUGGCAGGUCAUGGAUUUCGUCACUGUAAAAUCUUUCGGUGUGCUCUUGGGGUCUGCGAUUGUUCGGGUUUGUACGGACAAGAAAAGUGCAAUUAAUGUUUUAUUGGCGAGGUAACCGGGUUUCGUCGUGUUGCAAGCGGCCGACGUACCAACCAGGGAGGGCCCCUUUUUCGUUAUUAACAUGCUGGUCUGGAAAGGUGUAUCUGGUAGAGAUGUCGUGACAUUUUAUGCUUUGGUAGAACGUAAUCUGCCGGUAAGGGGGAGGCUGGCGGCCGUAGUGCUCUUCUGUUGUAUCAACCACCUCUUAGGCCCACUGGCCCCAACUUUGCGGUAUCAUGAACUUUGCGAAUUGCCGACCCCAGUCAUUGCGGCUUUCCUGGCGUCCAAACCCUUCCCUUCCCUUUCUCACGGUAGUUCAAGUAGGUCAGGGAACAUGAGGCGUGAGGGCGCGAUGGGCAGUUAGCCGUCACGUGCAUAGCCCGUUUGGUGGUACCGCCUACGACAAGGGCAUGAAGAGGCUGCCACGUACUAGUUCGUACUGAGCACCUCGACCCAGAUGGCCCAUAUCAGCCGCGUCGUUUCCACGCUGCGUGCAAUUGAGCCUGUGCGCAGCGCGCCUGUGUGUGCAGAUGGAACCCGUGUGGGCCUGUACAAUGCAUCUUUCCCUGCUGUAUGCGCUGCAGACUUGCUGCAACCACACAUUUUGGUUGUGGGCUAACGUGGUUUGGUGUCGCUUUGUUUGUUUGUACGGCUCUCCAGAGCGCAUUGGCGUGGUUUGUUGUGGAAAGAGGCGCCGUACAUUUGGAUCUGGAUUCGGCCCGGUUCCGUUUAUCGGUUUCUCAUCACCGGUGGUGGUUUGGUCCGCACGGUGAAGAAGUUUAGCAGCGUAUAGGAUUUUGCACCUCUGCCCGUGAGAUGUAAGAUGCAAGUUGUAUGACGGGGAGUUUGGUUUUUUAUUGUACGAUUUGUUUGGUCGGCGCAAGGCUGUCGUAUUUGAAUCAUACAAUGUGCGGAUUGUAUUGCUUGUUUGGUGAGCUCUGUGUGCGAUGCACGGUUUGGGAUCGUGAUGGCGCCGUGGGCAAUAAUGCAGUGGGUCUGCAGGGUCUCCGAAUGCUAUGUUCUUUGAACUCGGUUGCGCUCGACGUUGCUAACGAGCCUUGGUGACUCGCAUACUGUUUGUUCAGGUUGCCAUGGUUAUCCAGUUUGUCCUAUGGCCUGGGCGGGCAAUUGCCGCUGGCUGUAUGCACGGAGGUUCCCUUCAGCUUAGGCUAUCAUACGGCUGCUGUCGAGCAAAAGGGGACGCGACUGUAUGUUUCUUGGCAAUAUACAAAUUCGGAGAAGGAAAUACAUGCUUCUCAGUGUGCGUUUGAUAGCAGGCAUGCCUGCAUCUGAGUCAUUUCUCUGCUGGCCCUUAGGUUGUUAUGCUUUAGUGUGUUUGUGAGCUGGGUGAGCAUAGGUGGCUGUCCUUAGUGCUCUCCAGCUUGCUUGGCGAGGAAAGGCGUGUAGCUGCUUUUGGCUGCACGCGCACCCCUGCAACCAAUCUAUACCGGUAGUGGAUUCCUCAUGUCGGACCUGGUGCUUUAAUGUUUGCGGCCUGGCUGGGCGUGAACCGGCGGGCAGGUCGUCGGGGCCAACGGCAUGGCCAUGUUACGGUCUCAACUGUAGAUGAGCUGGUGGUCAAGGUUUGUUUUGCUUAGGGUUUGGUUGGACUUCUGCGCACCCUCGGUAGGUAAAGAUGAGCUUGCCCCUGUCAAUGUUCACGCGAUGCCAUGCUCAGAGGCGGAUCUUGUCAUAGCCGCAGUGGGCCAUGUAUCCAUGUAAAGGAUAUUUUAUUA
This is a messenger RNA of Astrephomene gubernaculifera, 4655 nucleotides long. The record is from the annotation of a GenBank genome assembly. Lineage: Eukaryota; Viridiplantae; Chlorophyta; Chlorophyceae; Chlamydomonadales; Astrephomenaceae.